AGGAUAUCCAGUCAGUCAUCAUUUGAGUGUUUAUCUCUGUGAAAGCUCUUCUUCCAGCAGUCAGUGUCUUCUGUGCUAGUGAACUUUAGACGAGGAUUUCCUCCUGUUUUCUUAUUAAAUAAACUAAAAAAAAAGCUUCAGACAGCACAAAAUACAGACAAACACACACGAAAAUGCUGGACGUGAGGAAAAUCUUUGCGAUCCUCGCGUGUGCCGUGGCCAUUCGUGGGCAGAUGAAUUGGUGUGAGAUUGAGGAGGCAAGCUGUCAGGGUCAGGGUCGUCAUAUUGCAUGCGAGAACACCGAAUUCCCACAGGGAAAGUGCCAAAAUAAGCAACUUGUGCCAAUUGAUGAGGAUCUCAAGAUUGUCAUCCUCGCCCGUCACAACAGGUACCGCAGUCAAUUGGCCAUAGGUCAUGUCCCGCGUUUCCCCAAAGCCGCCAAGAUGGAGGAGAUGGUGUGGGACGAUCAGCUGGCCUAUUUAGCACAGCAGCACGUCAAGCAUUGCAGCUUUAUGCACGAUGAAUGUCGUGCCACGGAGGAAUUUCCCACGGCUGGACAGAAUUUGGCUUUCACCGCUGAACCAACGGCCAACGUGAGUUACCCGUCAAUUUUGGAUUCUCUCGUGGAUUUAUGGUGGAAGGAGCACGAGAAGACAAAGGUGACCAUUGUGGAUGAACUCCGUGCCACGGAUUCCCUCACAUCGGGUCAUUUCGCGCAAAUGGCCAAAGAGGCCAACACACACAUUGGCUGUGGAUACUUGACGUAUGAAUAUGAUGCUGAUGACACCCACUGGUUCUCCCACAUGCUAACAUGCAACUAUGCUGACAACAACUGGCUGGGGCAGCCCACCUACACACCCGGAGACUCCUGUUCGCAGUGCAAGGAUCUCGGGAAGGCGUGCAGUAAGAAGUAUCCGGGACUCUGUGCUGCGUCCCUCAUUUAAGAAAAAAUGGGGAUUUCUAAGGGAAAAUCACCUUAGAAAUCACCUCUAAAAUAUCAUUAAAAUGUGUUCUUGACUUGUCAAAUAAAGAGUGACAUCAUACACCAUA
Molecule: messenger RNA, 1050 nt
Organism: Lutzomyia longipalpis
Lineage: Eukaryota; Metazoa; Arthropoda; Insecta; Diptera; Psychodidae
Product: antigen 5 like allergen Cul n 1-like
Exons: 2
Coding region: 174-944 (256 amino acids)
Source: RefSeq, a predicted model, not a curated record